GCGAGAAUCCGUAGUCGACAGCUCAAAGAAAAGAAAAUAUAAAAGUUCUUCGCUCGCGAAUUGCAUCUUGGACUGAUAAGUCCAGAGUACGCAGAACUAAAAUUGUUUGUUUUAUUUUUUCGGAAAACGCGUCGGCCUCUCUCGAUCUGCGGAACCUUCUCUUGCUCUACGAGCCCCUUUGAGGUGCGGUAAGCGAUUCGCUUUGUCCGUAUAUAGUCCGUAUAUAAAAGGACAUUCAAAAAUCGGUGACUGUUGACAACUGUUGCAACUGCAACUGCAAUUGUAAAUGAACUUGCAAAAACAAAAAAUCAAACAAAAUAUGGCCGACACGGAGAUCAUUGUGACCAAUGCCGGGGAGCCGUCGACGAAGGCCAGUCUGAUCGUUGUCUCCAAUCGAUUGCCAUUUGUCUUAACGCGCAAUCCCAAAACCAAAGAGCUGGAACGCAAAGCCAGUGCUGGCGGUCUUGUUACGGCCGUCUGUCCGGUGGUUAUCAAGGGCAGUGGUCUCUGGGUGGGCUGGUCUGGCAUCCACUUGGAGGAUCCCAAUGAGGCGAUACCCGAAUCGAAUCCCUACGAUCAGACGCCAACAGCUGGCCUCAAAUCCGAUCAGGUCGUGUCGGUGAACAUCGAUUCAAAGAUCUUUGAUAGCUACUACAAUGGCUGCUGCAAUAAGAUCUUCUGGCCUUUGUUCCACUCGAUGCCGGGACGCGCCAAUUUUGGUGGCGAGCAUUGGCGCGAUUAUGUGACGGUUAAUAAGUUUUUCGCCGUGCGCACAAUUGAGGCACUGGAGAAGUGCCUGGCUAAGAAUAAUGGCAGCGACAAGAAUCCACCAAUUGUGUGGAUACACGACUAUCAUCUAAUGUUGGCCGCCAACUGGGUGCGUGAGCAUGCUGAGGAGAAGAAUCUACCAUGUCGUUUGGCCUUCUUCCUGCACAUACCCUUCCCGCCGUGGGACAUCUUCCGGCUAUUGCCGUGGUCCGAUGAGAUAUUGCAGGGCAUGCUCGGCUGUGAUCUGGUUGGUUUUCACAUUCAGGACUAUUGCCUGAACUUUGUGGACUGCUGUCAGCGUACGCUCGGUUGUCGCGUCGAUCGCAACAAUCUGCUGGUGGAGCACGGUGGACGCACCGUUCGCGUUCGACCGCUGCCCAUUGGGAUACCCUACGAGCGGUUUGUCAAUCUGGCACAGAAUGCGCCCAAAGUGCUAAAGACGUCCAAACAACAGAUCAUCUUGGGUGUGGACCGUUUGGAUUACACGAAGGGUUUGGUGCAUCGCCUGAUGGCAUUUGAGGCACUGCUACUGAAGUAUCCGCAGCACAAGGAGAAGGUUAGUCUGCUGCAGAUUUCGGUGCCGUCGCGCACCGAUGUCAAGGAAUAUCGUGAGCUGAAGGAGGAGGUGGAUCAGCUGGUCGGACGGAUUAAUGGACGCUUCACCACGGCUAACUGGGCGCCCAUUCGCUACAUCUAUGACUAUGUCAGUCAGGAUGAGCUCGCGGCGCUCUAUCGGGAUGCGGCCGUGUGUCUGGUGACGCCCCUUCGGGACGGCAUGAAUCUGGUGGCCAAGGAGUUUGUCGCCUGCCAGAUCAAUGAGGUGCCCGGCGUUCUGGUCAUCUCACCCUUUGCCGGUGCCGGCGAAAUGAUGCACGAGGCGCUGCUCUGCAAUCCGUACGAGGUAAAUGAGGCCGCCGAGGUCAUUCAUCGUGCUCUGACCAUGCCCGAGGAUGAGCGCAUCCUGCGCAUGGCGCGACUCCGUCGUCGCGAGGCCGAGUGCGAUGUCAGCCACUGGAUGCGCUGUUUCCUCAAGGCAGUGGGUGCUCUCGAGAUGGACGACGUCGGAACCACCAUCAUGCAACCCGUCUCCGUAGACGACUUUGAUGACUACUUACUGAAAUACAUCGGCUAUAAUCACAAGCUGGCGUUAUUGCUGGACUAUGAUGGCACUCUGGCGCCGAUUGCGCCGCAUCCGGAUUUGGCCACUCUUCCGCCGGAGAUUAAGAACGUGCUCUUCAAGCUCUCCAAUCACUCGGAUGUGUAUGUGGCCGUCAUUUCGGGUCGCAACGUGGACAAUGUGAAGAAAAUGGUCGGCAUCGAGGGCAUCACCUAUGCGGGAAACCAUGGCUUAGAGAUUCUCCAUCCCGAUGGCAGUAAAUUUGUGCAUCCCAUGCCUAUCGAGUAUGAGGACAAGGUCAGUCAUCUGCUCAAAGCGCUGCAGGAUUCAGUGUGCCGUGACGGCGCCUGGGUCGAAAACAAAGGUGCUCUGCUCACCUUUCACUAUCGAGAGACGCCGACGCAGCUGCGUCCCGCAAUGGUCGAAAAGGCGCGCAGCCUGAUCGAGAAAUACGGUUUCCGGGCAACGGAAGCACAUUGUGCGCUCGAGGCCCGUCCACCGGUACAGUGGAACAAGGGUCGUGCCUCCAUUUAUAUAUUGCGCACAUCGUUUGGCGUCGACUGGAAUGAGCGCAUCAAGAUUAUCUACGUGGGCGACGAUCUAACCGAUGAGGAUGCCAUGGUGGCUCUUAAAGGCAUGGCGCGCACGUUCCGUGUGACUACGUCGGAUAUUGUGAAAACCGCUGCCGAUCAUCGUUUGCCCUCGACUGAUUCCGUUUACACGCUGCUCAAGUGGGUGGAACGGCAUUUUAUGGGACGCAAGGCGCGGGCCAAUUCGCUGACGUAUCGCCCCACCAAGGGCGAUGGCGUCCAAAUGCAAAUGUCCCUCGAGGUGGCCUCGGCGGCAAAUAGCCUGGACGUGUAGUUCCGCUUAGUCAGCCAAAAACAAACACACUCGAUACAUAUGUAAUUUGUAAGAUCUUAAGAAUAAAAUAAACAAAAAUUGA
Molecule: messenger RNA, 2831 nt
Organism: Drosophila grimshawi
Lineage: Eukaryota; Metazoa; Arthropoda; Insecta; Diptera; Drosophilidae
Gene: Tps1
Product: alpha,alpha-trehalose-phosphate synthase [UDP-forming] 56 kDa subunit
Exons: 5
Coding region: 287-2749 (820 amino acids)
Biological process (GO): trehalose biosynthetic process
Cellular component (GO): alpha,alpha-trehalose-phosphate synthase complex (UDP-forming); cytosol
Molecular function (GO): catalytic activity
Source: RefSeq, a predicted model, not a curated record